CCAACAGCCCCUCCUCCCACCCGAAGGCCGCCGCCCUCUUCCUGCUACUUACCAGACAGCGUCGAUCCACAUCAGCGCAUCGCAAUUAUUAAUGACCUUACUAGUCUAGUGUCGUUGCGGCUCCGUCUUCUCAUUACCUUAUAUACCACCCUCUCUACACGGUUGCUGCGAUCGUCAUUAGCUGCGACGUACUUCAAGACCCAAUCUCCCCUCCCCUCAGCUCAGCACACAUCAACUACGCCUCUACAUCUCCACGCCAUCCUCCUCCACCAUGGCUCCCAUCCCAGCCAAGAUGAACGUCGUUCAGAUCGCCAAGAACGGCGGUCUUGACGUUCUGGAGAAUGCGCAGAUCCCCAUCCCCAACCCCACAGGCGACCAGGUCCUGGUCAAGAACGCCUACUGCGGCGUCAACUUCAUCGACACAUACUUCCGCGGUGGUCUGUACCCUGCCCCUCGCUUCCCUCUCGUCCUCGGACGCGAAGCAGCGGGUGAGGUCGUCCAGGCCGGCAACGGCUUCCGGGAGGGCGACAGGGUCGUCUACAUGUCCGGCACCGAAGCCGGCACCUACGCGGAGUACACGGCUGUCUCGGCCGCCAAGCUCAUCAAGAUUCCCGACGCGGUGACCCUGGAGACCGCCGCGGCUGUCUACCUGCAGGGUCUCACGGCAUGGACGUUUAUCCGCGAGGCGGCGGCCGUCAAGGCUGGUCAGUGGACUUUUGUCCACGCGGCGGCUGGUGGUGUCGGUCUGCUGCUCGUCCAGAUGCUCCGCUCUGUGGGCGCCAAGAUCAUCGCCACGGCGAGCACGGACGAGAAGCUCGAGUUGGCGAGGAAGAACGGCGCCGAGUGGACCAUCAAGUCGUCCGACGACAUUGUCGCCAAGGUCAAGGAGAUUACGGGCGGACAUGGCGUCGACGUCAUCUUUGACGGCAUCGGCAAGACGACUUUUGACGCAGAUCUGGAGAUGAUUGCCCUCAAGGGGCAGCUGAUCUCCUUCGGCAACGCGUCUGGCGCCGUGGAGCCCUUGAGCAUCCUCAAGCUCGCCCCCAAGAACGUGCGUCUCAUGCGCCCCGUCGUCAACGGGUACGUUACAGAGCGAGAGGACCUGGAGAGAUACAGCAACGAGCUCUUUGAUCUCGUGGCGGGUGGAAAGGUAGAGGCGAGGAUCCACGAAGUGUACCCAUUGGCAGAGGCCAAGCGGGCACAGGCUGACAUUGAGAGCCGCAAGACUACUGGCAAGCUACUGCUCAAGUGCACAUGAGUGACUUGGCACAAGUGGCACUCGGAAUCAAAAUGUCAUUUGUAUGUUCGGAAUCAGGCUGUCUCGUGCAACGUCUUCAUCAGCGGUCCCCUUUCUUCUGGCCGUUCAGCUCUAGUCGCUUUUGGUGUCCCAAGUGACAGUGCUUUGCCCUGGCUUGAAAGAUAUGACGGCGGUCUU
This is a messenger RNA of Emericellopsis atlantica, 1435 nucleotides long. RefSeq lists its product as uncharacterized. Gene Ontology annotation, molecular function: quinone reductase (NADPH) activity. NCBI's taxonomy places the organism in Eukaryota, Fungi, Ascomycota, Sordariomycetes, Hypocreales, Bionectriaceae. Gene Ontology annotation, biological process: cellular response to oxidative stress. The record is from RefSeq and is a predicted model, not a curated record. The transcript is spliced from 2 exons. Bases 272 to 1258 code for a protein of 328 amino acids. Gene Ontology annotation, cellular component: cytoplasm.